AUGCCAGAGAUUGAACAAGAGGACAACAGCACAAAUGCGGUACGACAGCAACAGCAACAACAACCGGGAGGUGGCAUAAUUGACGCCGUGCUUUUAUUAAUUGUUAGGGGGGUUUUGGCCGGCGUUCAGGGGUAUGCCGUGCUUGGGUGGCUGAUGGGGAAGAUAUCGGCUGCUUUGGUCUGGACGGUGGAGCUGGUGCUGCUGCUUUUGGUGCAGCCGGGUGGUGGCAAUACGAAUCAUCAUAAUGGAUGA
This is a messenger RNA of Podospora anserina S mat+, 252 nucleotides long. RefSeq lists its product as uncharacterized. The transcript has a single exon. Bases 1 to 252 code for a protein of 83 amino acids. Lineage: Eukaryota; Fungi; Ascomycota; Sordariomycetes; Sordariales; Podosporaceae. The record is from RefSeq and is a predicted model, not a curated record.